CUGCAGAGAGCGCAAUCACACGGCUCCUGCGCCCAAAAGAACCCGGUUCCUCGCCAGCUAGCUAGCCUGCACCGCGUCCCACCGGCCACAGCCAGCGGCCACGGCCAGCCAGCCGACCAUGGGGCCAGCGGCGAGACGACGACACUGCCCGGCUCCGUCGUCGGUGACGCGCAGCAGGCGCCGUUCCCGUGGGAAGCUGGUGCUGCUCUGCGCGGCGCUCGCGUGGUGCGCCGUGCGCGCGCUGGAGUGGGCGUGGUGGCGGCUGCGGCGCUCGCCCGGGUGCUGCGGUCGCAGGGCCUCCGCGGCACGGCGUACCGCUCCCUCGCGGGCGACGCGCCGCUGACGGAGCAGCUCAACCGGGAGGCCAGGUCCCGGCCCUUGCCGCUGGGCUGCCACGACGUCGCGCCCAGGGCGAUGCCCUUGUUCCAUCAGACCAUGAAGGAGCACGGCAAGACGUCGAUCACCUGGUUCGGGCCAGUGCCAAGGGUGACCAUCACCAAGCCUGAGCUGGUGCGAGAGGUCCUGUCCAACAAGUUUGGCCACUACGAGAAGCUCAAGUUCGGUAGGCUUCAGAGGAUGCUGCACAACGGCCUGGGCAGCCACGAGGGCGAGAAAUGGGCCAAGCACCGCAGGAUCAUCAACCCCGCGUUCCAUCUCGAGAAACUCAAGCGGAUGUUACCUGCUUUCGCCCAGUGCUGCACGGAUUUGGUGAAGAGGUGGGAAGGCCUAGUUGCAGAUGGACAGCCGUGCGAGGUGGACGUGUGGCCUGAGAUGCAGAACCUGACAGGGGAUGUCAUCUCUCGCGCCGCAUUCGGCAGCAGCUACCUGGAAGGCAGGAGGAUCUUCCAGCUUCAGGGGGAGCAGGUUCAGCUCGUCGUUCAGGCCAUGCACAAGCUUCACAUCCCUGGAUACUUGUACCUGCCUACAAAAACCAACCGAAGGAUGAAGCAGAUCGCCUCAGAGAUCGAAGCGCUCCUCAAGGGCAUCAUCGCCAAGAGAGAGAACGCGCUGGGAACCGGCAGCGCGGCAAGCGAAGAUCUCCUUGGCCUGCUUCUGGAGUCCAACAUGGAGCACUGCAGGGGUGACGGCAACUCCAAGGCCGGCAUCACCACCGACGACGUCAUCGGGGAGUGCAAGCUGUUCUACUUCGCCGGCAUGGAGACCACCUCCGUGCUGCUCACCUGGACCAUGAUCGUGGUCUCCAUGCACCCGGAGUGGCAGGACCGGGCCAGGGAGGAGGUGCUACACGUCUUCGGUGACAAGACGCCGGACUACGAUGGCCUCAGUCGCCUCAGAAUCGUUACAAUGAUAUUACAUGAGGUUCUAAGGUUGUACCCGCCUAUACUGCUACUUGGCCGGGAGACGUAUCAGGAGACAGAGCUUGGAGGGGUCAGGUACCCACCUGGUGUUGUAUUUUCGUUGCCAAUUGUGUGCAUCCACCACAACCCAGGAGUUUGGGGAGAAGACGCAGACAAGUUCAGGCCGGAGAGGUUCGCGGAGGGCGUCUCCAAGGCAUCCAAGGACGCGCCGGCGUUCUUUCCGUUCGGCUGGGGGCCGCGGAUAUGUGUUGGUCAGAACUUCGCGCUACUGGAGGCCAAGAUGGGCUUAGCCAUGAUCCUGCAACACUUCUUGUUCGAGCUUUCACCGUCUUACACGCAUGCACCGUGCGCAGUCUCCACUCUGCAGCCACAGUAUGGGGCGCAGAUUAAGCUUAAGAAACUCUAA
Messenger RNA from Miscanthus lutarioriparius, 1725 nucleotides. NCBI's taxonomy places the organism in Eukaryota, Viridiplantae, Streptophyta, Magnoliopsida, Poales, Poaceae. The record is from the annotation of a GenBank genome assembly.